Molecule: messenger RNA, 2917 nt
Organism: Westerdykella ornata
Lineage: Eukaryota; Fungi; Ascomycota; Dothideomycetes; Pleosporales; Sporormiaceae
Exons: 3
Coding region: 35-2917 (960 amino acids)
Source: RefSeq, a predicted model, not a curated record
GACGGAGUUGAAUCACUUGAAUAGGUUUGCCAGAAUGAGCGGUUGGAGGACCGUGGUUCCCGCGCCGGCCGUUAGCACUUCGAUUCGCGCGUGGGGUUCCGGCAAACAAGGGGAGAAUGUAACCGUUCACAGUACUGUGUUCUGCGUGGAGCAGACGAUGGCGAAGGGAGGCUACUUUGAUGCCGUCUCCGACCUGACUACUGUAAAUAUCGUUGACGACUGCGAAGCUGGAAGCCCGGAUAUCUCGACGAGUGUCUCCAGACAGUUCGUCCGCCCCAGUGGCGCCAAGACCGUCCCUCAUCACAAGGAAGAGGGAGGAGGAGACGUCCGAAUCAUAAGAAUAAUAAUAACAAGCAGAGAGAAGGCCAGAAGAGAGGAGAAGAGGGACCCCAGGGAAGGAGCCCAGAGAGAGACCCAGCCAUUGAUUGCCAGAGUUGCUCCUCAUCACCUUCCGCCCCUGCUGCUGCUCUCGCUUCUCCUGCCAACAACAUCAUUCUCAUUCUUGCCCAUCACCAUCACCACUUACGGAGUCCCCAACCCACUGCGCGCCCCUCUCCUUGACCUUGGCAGCCGCAAAGCAAGCAAUUCCGCGCCCUUGGGUCCACUUGGUCAAGCGUCAGAGGACCUCGCUCGCCCCGACGAAGGCCCACUGUCCUGUGUAGUUGCAGAGAGAGCCCAGCCACUCGUCAUUGCCCACCAGCCUUCUUCCGACAACCUUCCACACACCUUCUCGACGCCUGCACCACCACAACAUCACACUUUCAGCUCAUCAGCUUGCUGCUACCUCACUCCGUACCCUUUGGGAGACACCACACACACUCUGCUGCACGUCCUGUGCACCUUUUGCCUGCGCGCCUUUCACCGCGAGAACCACGACAAGGCCCGCCUCGGCUUGCCCGCCUCAGCUCCCAGCCUCAUCUGCCCUGCUGCUCCACCACGCGCACCGCCGCACCUCCAUCCCGUCAUCAACUCCACAGUACACCCUCUCGCCCUUCUCGCCACUCGGAACAUUGGCUCCAGCCACGUCGUCCUCGUCGGAACCACUUCGCGCGAAGUCGUCCUCAGCCCAGCCGAACCAUCUCAACCUUCAACUCGGGCCAUCACACCCACCCAUUCCGGCGCCUUCAGUGCGCCCAACCGUCCAGACACGCCGGGCUCCAUUGGUGCCAGUAGGAACCACAGCAACGGCGCCGCUUUUGGUACCCAUCUGACAAAGUCUCCCCGAGGUCUCUCACCUAGACACUCGCCACAACCGCUAGCGGAAGCCACCACCCCUGCCGACGAGCGUCGCGAAAAGUCACGACAGCCAACACCAAACCCAGGCGUCGCGGUACUACAGUCUUUACUCGACGCCCAGGCCACUGCGCGGCCCAAAGACGGUCCGCCAGAACCCGCACAAAUGAGUGCCGCACUCGAGAAGGCGGCCAAGUCGCUCGUCAUCCCGGACCAGCUCGGAACUGACACAAUGCACACGAGCCCCGUGAGCCUAUCCAGCUUUGGCUCCAACGAUAACCUCACUACCGCUGCCACCGCGACCGCCCCCGAGCCCACAGCCGGUCCUAUGCCGAUGCAGGAAGGAGCCCCCCAGCUCCAACAACAACAGCACCACCAACACAUCGUCCCCAAUAUGGGCGACGUCGCAAGUAAUCGUUCCUUCACCUUUCCCGGUCCCGCGCCCCCCGAGCACGACCCCAGAGCUCCUUCGCGCCAGAUGAGUUUGCCCGGCGGCUACCAGAACAGCCCCAAGUCUCCGGGCAAGCGCCACAAGUGUCCCUACUGCUCGACCGAUUUCACAAGGCAUCACAAUCUGAAGAGUCACCUGCUGACCCAUAGCCAAGAAAAGCCAUAUGAAUGCUCCACUUGCCAGCAGCGGUUCCGCCGUCUCCAUGACCUGAAGCGACACACCAAGCUCCAUACCGGUGAGAGGCCACAUACCUGCGAGAAGUGCGGACGCAAGUUUGCGCGCGGCGAUGCGCUUGCUCGACACAGCAAGGGCCAAGGCGGCUGCGCAGGCCGUCGUUCGAGCAUGGGCGAGGAUUUCAGCGAGCACAAGGUCGACGAGACCAUGGACGGCAUCAUGUACCACGAGCGCGAUGGCGAGGGCGAUGAAGAUGAUGAUGGCACGGGACGUCGAGUGGGCGAGCCACCGCGUAAGAGGCAAAAUACGGGAAACUCUAUGCAAGGUCCGUAUCAUCAGCAACACUCCAGCACCUAUCCGCCCAUUGCUCGUGGCCCAUCGAGCCACAACCUCCACCCUAUGUACUCCUCUGGACCCGUGGGACCUUCGCGCGAUCAGGCCACUGACGUGUCGCCCAAAAUAGCUCCUGCAAGCCUCAACAACCUCCCCUACCAUGCCAACAGCCAGCCCAAUGUCUUUAGCCAAGGGGGAAUGACCGAAAGCCCAAAGCCUUUGUCUCCUGGCCAGGCGGACCAGCACCGUUUAGGUGCGCACGACGGGACCCUUCCGAGUCACCCACGGUCGCCAAACAUGGGCCAGCAGAUGCACCAGCAGAAUUUCUCUAGGCGGACUGGCAGGGGGUCCUCACCCAGGGCUCUGGGUCCGCCACAGCAACAUGCCGGUGGACCUCAGUUGCCCCCUCUUCAUGGCAUGGCCCAGGGCGGGAAAGGAAGCGGCCCGAGCAUGCUACAUCAGCAGAUCCCUGGUCCCGGAACGGAAUCGCAGCCAGGAAGUAUGUCCAGCCACGGAGGCAGCGGCAGUAGCAUGCGUGAGAUCAUGGGCCGCCCGACCGUUGACGUCUGGCAGACGGUGCGCGAGAUGGAGAACCGCAUGGCUCGCAUGGAGGAAGAACACCAAAAGAGGAUACAGUCUCUGCAAGAGGAGGUUACCAAGCUCCGUGCGCAACUGGCUCAUCAGCACGUGGAGGCGUCCGCGCCCCAUCAAGAGAACAACCAUUAG